AUGGAAGAUGAACCUAGUUUAGCCUUCUGGGAACCGGUUAAGAAAGAAACAGAUGACAAACACUAUAAAGACCUCAAUGUCUCUGUAUCAGUAGAAGGUUCAGCGGGCAAAGAGGAAGAAGAAGCAGAAAAAGAAGAGGAAAAGAAAGUAGAACCUACUACGAUCAUUCCGAGUUUUCUUGCAUUUAUAAUAUUUGUCUUCAUUUCCAAGUCUUUACAACUAGGAGAACAAACGAAUCUUCCUCCUGGGAGUCUGGGCCUUCCUCUAAUAGGCCAGACCAUUGAAUUCCUUAGAGCCCACAAAUCCAACACAGGCAAGGACUGGAUAGAAGAAAAGGUCAAAAAAUAUGGCCCAGUCUUCAAAACCUCCUUGAUGGGUUGCCCCACUGUUGUCCUCACUGGCCAAGCGGGUAAUCGCUUUGUGUUUCAGAGUGAGGACAGUACCAUUACUAACAAGCAGCCCAUCUCUGUUUCCAGGAUUGUUGGAAAGAAGAACAUUCUAGAACUCAGUGGAGAAGAUCACAAGCGCAUGAGAGGUACAAUUAUGCAGUUCCUCAAGCCCGAAGCCUUGCAGAAACUUGUGGGCAGGAUGGACUCCGUCAUUCAACAUCAUUUUCUUGAUUUCUGGGAAGGAAAGGAGUUUAUUACCGUGUUGCCAUUGAUGAAAACAAUUACUUUCCAGAUUGCUUGUGAUUUGCUCUUUAGUUUGACUGACCCAAAGGAGAGACAAAUACUAGGCACAGAUUUUACUGAAGCUAUUAAGGGCGUUUGGUCGUUUCCCUUGGAUUUACCUGGAACAACUUUUCGCUCUGGCUUGAAUGCUCGCUCUAGAAUAUGUAAACGUUUGUCAUCUUUAUUACAAGUGAGGAGGGAGGAAUUGCAACAAGGAAAGUCUUCCCAUGAUCAGGAUUUAAUGUCAACCAUGCUGACCAUGAGGGAUGAAAAUGGUAGAGCCCUGGCAGAAGAGGAGAUCAUUGAUAAUAUAAUAGCGGUAAUGACAGCUGGUCAUGAAAGCACGUGUACUCUGUUGGUACAUCUUGUGAGAUUGUUAGCAUUGAAUCCAAAUAUAUACCAGAACAUCCUGCAAGAACAAAGGCAUAUUUUGGUGAGUAAAAAUCCCACUGAACAUCUUCAAUGGGAAGAUGUUCAAAAGAUGAAGUAUACAUGGAAAGUUGCUCAAGAGACAUUACGCUUAAUUUCACCAGUUUUUGGUGCAUUUAGAAAGGUCAUGAAAGAUAUUGAAUUUGGAGGUUAUGCCAUUCCUAAGGGCUGGCAGUUGUUCUGGGCUGCAACUAGUACACAUAUGGAUGCGGAGAUCUUCAGAGAGCCAGAUAAAUUUGAUCCAUCUCAUUUUAAUACUCGUCUUCCACCAUAUACUUAUAUACCGUUUGGAGGGGGACAUCGCAUUUGUCCUGGUUAUGAUUUCACAAAAAUGGAAACAGUGAUAUACUUGCACCAUUUGGUGCUUAACUACAAAUGGUCUCUAAUGGAUCCUAAAGAAAAAAUAACAUGUGAACCUAUGCCUCUCCCUGCUCUGGGACUACCAAUCAAGCUUGAAGCUAAGCAUGAGUAA
Molecule: messenger RNA, 1572 nt
Organism: Cryptomeria japonica (Japanese cedar)
Lineage: Eukaryota; Viridiplantae; Streptophyta; Pinopsida; Cupressales; Cupressaceae
Product: cytochrome P450 716B1-like
Exons: 4
Coding region: 1-1572 (523 amino acids)
Biological process (GO): sterol metabolic process
Molecular function (GO): oxidoreductase activity, acting on paired donors, with incorporation or reduction of molecular oxygen; iron ion binding; heme binding
Source: RefSeq, a predicted model, not a curated record